UGUGACGAUUGUGACUUAUAUUCACAUAGUUUUGACUACAUUUUUUAGUGCUACUACUUUAUUAUUUUUUUCAUCUUCCCUUGAAAUUAUAAAUAAUAAUUUCGCAUUUAUAAACAACCGUAGGUCCACCUACAUAAUGCAAACAAGUGUUUUAACAGCACCAUAGUUUCACUAAAUUUGAUUGGUUUAUUUUUUUGAUAAAGAAAAGUGUAAUCGUGAAGAAACUGUCGCGAUCGAUGGCAGAAUCAUAAUAAUACAGAAAUAUACAUGGGACCCUCGGACUCCAUUUCUUUGUUUGACGUCUUCCAAAAAUAAACUGUUCGUGAAGCUUAUCUGAUUUAUUCAAUUUGUGGACAUCAAAAUGUGGAAAUUUAUUAUUGUGCUCAUUUUUGGCUGCUGUUACGGUGCCAUGAGUCGAGCCAACCUGGAUCAGAGCAAAGUACAAUGUGCAUGCUUCAAUACUACAGAACCUGAAACAUGUACAAAUAACAAAGUCACUUGUGAUGUUGAGGCUGGAAAAAUUGGCGGCUGUUUUGUGGUUUGGGCAAAUGACAAUGCAACAGGAGAAGAAACAGUCACCAUGAAAGGAUGCUUCAUCAGCGAUUCGUGCAAUCGUACUGAAUGCAUUGCCGAUUCCCCACCGAGAAGCAACAUCAACUACUGUUGUUGUCGCGGUAAUAUGUGUAAUCUUAAAUACAAAUACGUGCCAUUGCCGCCAGCGCCUGCAGAACUUGAAGGUAGAUUGUUGAUUCAUUCAUAUCAGAAUCUUGUUAAUGAUACAGAAAAUUCAACUCAAUUUACCUCAGAAGUUGUCAUUCCAGCGCCACCGUCCGACAAGCCGAAUGAGAAUUUGAUAAUUGUUAUAGUUGCAUGCUGUGCAGGCGUUAUUGUGUUAGCAUCUGUCGGCGGUUUCUUUCUUUAUCGCAAUCGAAAAGCCGCUAUGUUCAACGAAGUGCCAACGAAUGAACCAGACAUAUCCAGCUCGUCAUUGACAUUGAAUAGUCCUAGACCAAUUCACUUGAUCGAGCAGAAGGCUCGUGGCCGUUUCGGGGCAGUUUGGCGUGCCCAAUUCAAAUCGGACGAGGUUGCUGUGAAAAUAUUUCCGUUACAAGACAAGGACUCGUGGCAGUCGGAACAGGAAAUCUUUAAGCUGCCCAGAAUGAGACAUCCCAACAUUUUGGAAUACAUCGGCGUUGAAAAACAUUCGGAAACAUCGGAAUUUUGGCUAAUAACCGCUUAUCACAGCCUAGGGUCGUUAUGCGAUUAUUUGAAAGCGCACACCGUCACAUGGACAGAACUAUGCAAAAUUGCCGAAUCGAUGGCGCGUGGCUUGACACAUUUACACGAAGAAUUUCCAGCCACCAAAGCCGAUGGCCUCAAACCAGCCGUUGCACAUCGCGAUUUUAAGAGUAAAAAUGUUUUACUGAAAGCUGAUCUGACUGCGUGCAUUGCCGAUUUCGGAUUGGCUUUGAUAUUCGAACCAGGUAAACCUUGCGGCGAAACUCAUGGCCAAGUCGGAACACGUCGUUAUAUGGCGCCCGAAGUACUUGAGGGUGCUAUCAAUUUUACACGUGACGCCUUUUUGAGGAUUGAUGUGUACGCUUGCGGUCUGGUUCUCUGGGAAUUAGUUUCACGGUGCACCGAACACGACGGUAUCAUCCCGGAUUAUACGCUACCGUUUGAGACUGAGCUUGGAAUUCAUCCGUCAGUUGAAGAGAUGCAGGAAAAUGUUGUUACGAAGAAAAUGCGUCCGCGUAUACCAGAACAUUGGCGAUCCCAUUCUGGUCUCAAUGCCAUCUGUGAUACAAUGGAAGAAUGCUGGGAUCAUGAUGCCGAAGCCCGACUAUCGUCGUCUUGUGUCAUGGAACGCAUAUCACAGCAUACCCGGUAUCCAGCCACCCAGCUCUUCAUCGAAUCGAACACCGAUACGCUGAUAAAAAAUCGCACCGUUAGCAUGUAGAGAUGAGACGGCAGAACUGUUGAAAAUGUUGAACGUUUAAAUGAAAGUUUUUAAUAUUUUUGAUGCAAACACAAGUUAAGUGGAUAGAUUGUAUACACGCUUUCGUGAAAGAAAUACGGGGUGGAGAAAGAAAUUUAAUAUUUUUUGAAACGUAGUGAAGAGACAAGAGAAAACCAAUUAUUUUUUAGUAGCGACGUAAAGUGAAAACAAAAACAUUUUAUAAAUUCAGAAACGGAACAACCGAAACUCUUCCUAAAAAGAAAAUUUUGUUUUUUAUCGUUAUUGUUUCAAAGGUUUUUUUUUGUGUGUACAGUUUUUAGUGUCGUGUUAAGUUGUCGAUUGGUAGAUUUUCAAAGCCGAAAUGAAAAAUGAUGUAGUCCAAGUUCGUGCAGUUCAUGUGUGUACCAUUUGAAUGUAUAAUUUUAAUUUUGUGACCGGCAAAGGAAUAAUGCAAAACGACCAGUGGCGUUAGUUCGUUCCUUUAAAAUUACACUUUCCUUUUACAUUACUCGACCAAGAUCAACGGUAUGCGCAUCCAUCAUAAAUAUUGUAAUAAUCAACCGGCAAUCAAUUUUUUUAGUUAAUAUAAUGAAAAGCAUAGAAUGCAAGUGAAAAGUAAGAUGCAUAAAUGACCAGUGUGUGAUGUGUAUUGCCGGUUGUGUAUUAUAUUCAAUUUUAGCAUAAUGUCUUGAUUUGUUGAAUAAAAAUUGUGAUUCGAUUCGGAUCGGAAUUUUGUUGGAGCACAAUAAUUGUUUCAUUGGACAGUACAGAUGGAAACGACAGUUUCUUAAAAUUCAAAGAGAUAUCGGUGUUGCCAUUUAAAGUUUUUUUUUUAUCUAAGUGCAACAUAUUAAUGCAAAUACGGCUAUGCUAACUUGCUAACAGGCAACUGUUUUCGGUUUUCCUUUGCUUGACGAGUGAAUAUACUUAUUCAGCAAAACAUAUUUCUCUUCUUUAUAAUUCACAGUAACAAUGGAAUGUGUAAAGCAAAAGUUGCUCAUGUUUUUGAGAAUAUUUUAUUUUAAAUUUCCGUGGAUCAUUCACGAUGGGAAAGCGUUGAUCGGAGUAAAUUGCUACCUGCAACGAAAUUGUCAAUAUUUCUGAAGACUUUCAGGAAGUUACUCUUGCCAGAGGUAAUGAAAUUAGGCCAUUUUUGUCGAUCAUAAUCGAUUCUUCUUUCGGUUAACUGAACUUAUUUUGUAAACUUGUUGUCGGAAAGGACAGAACCUUGAAUAAAUAUUAACAAAUGAAUGAGAGCCAUACAUAGAUGACACGUUCACAUUUAGCAACAGAUUUUGAGAACCCCACCAUCACCAAUUUUCUUAUCCUUUUAACAUAGCUGAUCACUUUAGACCAUAGUAAAGGUCUUUAAGUGGGCUUAAAGUUUCACGAACGGGUUAUAUCACCUGUUAUCUUCACCGAAGACACAAUGGCAACACUGAGCUGAAGCUAAUUUCGUGUUAUUUACCAAAAUAAAUUGCCAAACAAAUGUUGAGAAAGAUUUUACUUCAGUCGAAAAGACUGAGAUCGAAACAAGCUUCGAUAACUAUCCGAUCAUUGAUACGCCUACCGUCUGUGAAAGGUUCGUGAGUAUUGAUGAGUAUUAGCCAGGGAUUCCAAGCAAAAUUUUACGCCAUUGCUUAAAAAUCCAGGGGGUAGACAACAACAACAGGACAGGGGCGAAUUACUAGGUAAAUAAAAAACAAAGGUAAAGACGAGAAACAUUGACGGUAUAGGGCUAAUAAAUGCAGGGCCAGUUAUUCGGAUUUUUUUUUUAAAUUCUCAAUAUUCUUAAACUUUCCGAAUCUUUGAGCUAAGGAAUAAAAUUCCGAAUAAUAAGCUCAACAAAGAUAUGGUCUAUAGUCCUAUCGAGUGAAAUCUAAACAUCCCAAAAAAUCGUCAUACCACACUCAUUCCCUCAUAUUUGUUGUAAUUAUAAUCCCACCAGAACGACAGUGACAAAAAACACCCUUUCUAUGCAAGGGCCAUCAUACAGUGAAUGAAAAACAAAAACGACAGAAUUAACAAAAUGGGAACAUUAAUAGUACAAUAUUUACCAAUGGGAAAAUGGCCUCUUCUUGUGUGAAAACACACAAGAAGUAUCACUUUAACCAUUUAUCACAUUGGUAAGUAAUGUACUAUUGCUCAAAAACUUGAGGUAAAGUUUGGCACCCUUGAAGUAAAGUGGUUAACUUCACCUCAAGUUUUUGAGUAAACAUUUGUUUUUAUCCUAACAAAAAAAAAAAUCAGUUCGAUUUAAUAAUUUUAGCUUUAAAAAUCGUAGAAAAUAAUUAUUAUAUUUUGACUUUACAUUAUUGUCAAUGAAAAGUUUAAGUUUUCUUUUUAUUUUAACUAUUACGAAUACAUUAAAUGGUAAAUACUAAACAGAUUAGUGAUGUAGAGAUUUAGAUUUAAAGUGAAAAUAUAAGAAAAAAAAUGAACAGAAACAAAACUAGCUUUACGUUAAGACUGCACGAUCCGGUAGUAAUAUAAAAAAUAUAAGAAAAAAAAAAUGAAAAUCUAGUUUCUCAAUGGAAAAAUGGAACAUUUAUUGAAAAGAGAAAAAGUAAUUUUGUGCCAAAUAUUGAAAGAUAACAUUGUUUUAACAAGAAACAAAACUUAGAACGAACACAACUAAAUUAAAGAGUACGAGUGAAAACGGAAUAGUAUAUUACGCUCGAUGCUGAUGGAAGUAAUUUAUGACAUGAGUUAACAGCUUUGUGAUAAACGCAAACUCACAAGUGAUGUUUUUGAGCAACAGGCUUCGGUAAUUGUCUUUUCGAUAAGUAUAAAGUUUGUGUAUCCGAGUCGUAGGCGACACUGGACACUGUUACCGUAGUAAGCUAAUGCAAAUACACACGAGUCUGUUUGCGAGUAUCACGAAAGUAUUUCCGAAUUAAUAAAUUACGUAGAAGCAUUCAAUGUAUUCUGGUUUAUUGCCUUGCCCAUGCAAAAGUCGAUUAUCAUAAAGGAAUUCGCGUAAAAAUUAUCGAAAAUAUUCUUCUUGAUGUAGAUCAACUUUCAUGUAAUGCUCAACUUUCGCAUGGGGCAGAUAGUAAAUAUAAUUUUUUUUUGUAGAAAAAACACGUUCACCGAAGAAAAAAGAGAAUAUAGAAAAGGAAACAGGGUAUUUUGUAAACGAAACAGCAAUUUUCAUUACAAGAUCGCUGUGGCUAGAGGGUAGAGUAUACCAUAAAUUUGAAGAACAAGAAUAAUAAGUCAGCGCCAUCUUGUUAACAGAACCUGAUAAUUAAAAUCGAUGCGACGUUAAUCAAGCGGACCAAAUGAUUCUUCUUGAUAUCGUCACUCGGACGUCUCAUUUUAACCGAUUUAUUAUACCCGCGCGUUAGCUUAGCGGUCGUGAAGCAAGUUGAUCUAUUUAAGGCUACAACGGAUUGCAAAUUGAAGAGCUGAUUGACGACUUAUUAUCUAAACUGUCUGAUUAUUUCUGAAGUUUUUGAUGUGGGAAUUUUAAAAACGAUUUAGGAAAAUCUGUACACAAAAACUUUGCCAAGAUGCUCACGUUCGAACGACAGAAACACUGAAGCAAACGUGCGCUAUCGUUUCCUUUUUUUACUUUAUAACCGUGAUGAACAGUAAAAUAUUUGAGAUUAUUUUUUAGUGGCGUCUGUGUUUAUGGAAAAAAAAUUAGAAAAGAGUUACAUAAAAUUGGCAGUGAAGCGAAGUCAUCCCUACAGAAGCUCUUUGAAUUUAACAAAUCUGCUACUUCUUUUGUUUAUGUUAUCGACCAUUGUUUCACACUAAAUCUUACACGAAGCUUGACAUAACAUUCAGUUUAACUGUAGAACACCACAUAAGCCAUAGGUCGUCGCUUAUUAUUAUAAUUGCUGCCAACAAAUAAUUAGAUGUUUCUGAAAGAAUCUUGUGUUGAAUCUAGUUUCCUGCUUGGGUAAAAAUAACGGAGAAAGAAGGUUCAGUGAACUAGGCUCGGUCAAGCUGUCGAAAAAAAGUCUGAAACAGUUGGGUUCAGGGUUCCGUCCAUUUCAAAGAGAAAAAGAGAAAUUCGGUCUAGAAGCCCAAUUAAGAUUUCUGCAUUUUCCACGUUGUUCAUUGUUAUUAAAAUGCUCAACCGAAAAUCGGGAGACGAGCCUUGCCCUGCCAUCACUGCCAAGUGUAAAAAAAAACUCUUACAUGAACCCUGCAAGGGAUAUGAGACUAAUAAAUAAAGAUUCCCGACAGAGAGGCGCUUCUUUUAGCUGAAUGAAAUUUUCUAUAUUCCGGACGUUCUACCUAUAAUCGUCCUCAUUCAUUCAAAAACAAACAAUAUCUUACACUUUGAAAGCCUUUUUUAAAAAAUGUUGCCCUGACUAUUAGACGCAGAGUUUAAUCGUCCCUCAUUGGAUAUUGUUAGAUUUUUCAAAGUUUUGUUUCAGGACUUUUGUUAUUGGUCGUUAGAAGAUAACUGAUUCGGGUAGCUCUAGUGCAUUAUCUCAGUCGUCACAAAUCGUACAAAAUCUAAAUUGAUGCCAAAAUAAAGGUGCUGAAACCCAAUGAAGAUGCAAUUGAAAAAAAUUUCAAAUGUAUUCUUCAUUGUUUUCCAAUACUAAUGCAACAACAACAAUUGACAACAUUUUAAGAGUUUCUACAAUGUGGGACAGGUACAUACCUUUUACCGCUUCGGUAACAAAAAUUGUAGAACAAUUGAAUAAUUAAAUGCAGAAACCGGAAAUGUCACAUUACCGAAUUAUAAGAAAAAUGAUAUUAAAUUGAUAUUUAAAACAAAACAAAAAUAUUGAAACGAAAUCAAGCGAAUGAAAUUUCAUUUUGUUAUUAUUCGCUAAAGUGACAUGUUUGGUAUCUGUGGUUAUAUUCAAAUGUGUCGUACUUUGCCACAUCGAAAAAUCUUUCACCAAUUCAACCCAUGACCCUAUGAAGGACGAUAAGUCUCCUGAGUUCUAUGUCUCUAUAAAGAUUAAAUAAAUCUUUUGAUUUCCAAAUUGAUAAUAACUUGAUAAUAAAAUCAACGAUAGAAUAUAAAUUUUCUAAGAUGGUGCUAAUAUUGUUGAACAGUAUGGAAUUUAUUAAAGAAAUACGAUUUUGUUGUGUGUGGUUGGAAUAGAGGGCAAUAUUUUGUAAC
This is a messenger RNA of Bradysia coprophila, 7058 nucleotides long. RefSeq names its product activin A receptor type 2 punt (gene put). Gene Ontology annotation, cellular component: plasma membrane; activin receptor complex. Gene Ontology annotation, biological process: cellular response to growth factor stimulus; protein phosphorylation; activin receptor signaling pathway. Gene Ontology annotation, molecular function: activin binding; ATP binding; activin receptor activity. The record is from RefSeq and is a predicted model, not a curated record. NCBI's taxonomy places the organism in Eukaryota, Metazoa, Arthropoda, Insecta, Diptera, Sciaridae.